AUGGAUGAGCAAGACUCGGCUGGACCUAAAGCAGGAAGAGGCCAUGCCAUUGAAGAUGGGAGCAGUGGGGAAUUAUGGGAAAACUCUGUGGGGAAGAUCCUGGGUGAGGAGGACACCCUCCACUCAGAUGUGCAUUGCCAGCAGCUCAGGCAGUUCUGCUGUCAGGAGGCCGAAGGACCCCGAGAGGUAUGCAGCCGACUCUACCACCUUGUCUGUCAGUGGCUGAAGCCAGAAAAGAACACAAAAGCUGAGAUGCUGGACCUGGUGAUCUUGGAGCAGUUCCUGGCUGUCCUUCCACCAGAGAUGGAGAGCUGGGUGAGGGAAUGUGGAGCAGAGACCAGUUCCCAGGCAGUGGCCCUGGCCGAAGGUUUCCUCCUUAGUCAGGCAGAGGAGAGAGAGGAGGCCGAGCAGCAGGUGAGAUAUAUUUUCCUCUGGGUUUUCAAAAGGGGCUCCAAAGCAGAGGGAGAGUAUCCCAAAAUGCAUUACCGAUGUCCGAUCCCUUUAUGGAUAGGAUCCAAGGAAUGAGAUCUGGUAAAGUGUUUAGCUCUGCAAAAUCCUUUUCUAAUCCUUCUCUCCAUUCUCUCUUUUGAAUCUCUGUUGCUCUUUCAGGGAAAGAAUCUGAUGGCAGAAAUGGGUCCUGAUUCCUCUGAGGCAGAGAGGACUCCGAUGGACACCAAGGAGAGACCACUAGGUAAGGAGGGAGUUAUUUCUCUCUUUGGUCACAUUGUGGGGAUUUAUAAACUACCGUAAUUUGUUGGUUCUUUUCUGCUGUCUGCAGUGGAGCUGCUGUCUCAGGAAGGGGGGGUGGAGAGCAGGUGGGGGCAUGGCUGGUGCGCAUCCUGGGGGCGUGGCACCCGGCGUGGAGGGGGGGUGCAUGGCGCAUGUCCGGAAGUGGCCGCGAUGGCACCCCACUGGCAUGGUGGUGCAGGGGGCGGUCCACUCCCCUGCCCUCUUGUCCUCCACCAGUGGAGGCUGUUGGGGCCAAGAACUCAAAGGAGCAGAGAUGUAUUUUUACACAACUAAGAUAUGAAUAUUUUAAAAUAUGAAUAUGAAUAUGGGCUCCAUGAUCACUGCAGAUGGUGACAGCAGUCACGAAAUUAAAAGACGUCUGCUCCUUGGGAGAAAGGCGAUGGUAAACCUAGACAGCAUCUUAAAAAGCAGAGACAUCACCUUACCAACAAAGGUCCGUAUAGUCAAAGCUCUGGUUUUCCCAGUAGUGAUGUAUGGAAGUGAGAGCUGGACCAUAAAGAAGGCUGAUCGCCGAAGAAUUGAUGCUUUUGAAUUAUGGUGCUGGAGGAGACUCUUGAGAGUCCCAUGGACUGCAAGAAGAUCAAACGCAUCCAUUCUUAAGGAAAUCAGCCCUGAGUGCUCACUGGAAGGACAGAUCGUGAAGCUGAGGCUCCAAUACUUUGGCCACCUCCUGAGAAGAGAAGACUCCCUGGAAAAGACCCUGAUGUUGGGAAAGAUGGAGGGCACAAGGAGAAGGGGACGACAGAGGACGAGAUGGUGGGACAGUGUUCUCGAAGCUACCAGCAUGAGUCUGACCAAACUGCGGGAGGCAGUGGAAGACAGGAGUGCCUGGCGUGCUCUGGUCCAUGGGGUCAUGAAGAGUCGGACACAACUAAACAACAACAACAAAAAUAUGAAAGGUGUACGAAUGUCAAACGGCACUCAAUAGGGUAGACUUCUUCAAAAGUCCAUCUGAAAUUAGAGAUGCAGUCCUGAACCUCAGAGAGAAGCAGGCAUUCAUGGCUUCCCACUUCCCUUUGUCUCUGGCAGGCGACCGGAUGAUGCCAGCAAGACCUCGUGCGUCUUUUCAUGGUGGAGAAGGGGAAGCAGCGGCUAUAGAAGCAGAUCAGGUAGGGGGCAUGAGACUUGUAGGGAGAGAGGCCGAGGGGUGGGGCAGCCAGAAUGCUUGGAAGAAAAAAAUGUGGAGUUCCACCCAUUUACACAAAGAUUAGGACCCAUCAUUAAAAUAAUAAAGUAAUUCCAGCGAGAUGUUAAAAUAAGCAUUCAUACCAUGUGGAGCAAAACAAUCCCAUUUAAACAACACAGCAAUUAACAGGCAGAAAACAACGGAGCAAUGUGUGGUAGAUCAUCUUUAUGGCGUCUAAGAGAAGGACAUUUCCCUUUUUCUUUUAGGGUCUGGUGUGCUUUGAGGAUGUCGCUGUUCAUUUCACGGACAAGGAGUUGGCAUUGCUGGAUCCUGACCAGAGAACUCUGCAUGAGGAGGUCAUGGAGGAGAAUCGUGGGCUCCUCAAAUCUCUGGGUAAGGCUCUCUGAGGAUCAUCAUAUCUGUUUUGAAAUUCCAUAUCUCUCUCCUUGCGAUGAAUCUGCAAGGUUUGGCUGGAACUCAGUAGCGCUACCUACACCACCUGGAAAUCUAACGCCCCCAGAAAUCACUUGGAAUGAAGGGCGAUUGGCGGUGUUGUCUGUGAAUAUCCAUCAGAGUGGGUAGGGAGGUUGAAGUAGCUUCUGCCAGAUUUGUGUUUUUGCUUCUGUUGAUUUUGGUUGACUAAAGAGAUAACUGACAAUGGAUACAGAGCAGAUUCCAUGAUUGCACCAAACAAAAUUAAUUGAAUCUCAGGUUCCCAUAAAUAUUUCAGCUAAUACCAGCCAACAAAGGCAGUGAACUCCAUUGUAAGAAUUCCCAUAGUAAGAAUUCUCUUUUUAUUCCUUUCUCUUAUCAUAUAAUUUAUUUUUUGUUAGAGCAUUUAUUAAUUUUCCAUUAAAAACACCCAAUUAACAUAUCAAAUCAUAAUCCAAUAAAAAUAAAAAAGAUCAAUUUGUCUUCCAAAUUGUUAUUUUGAUUUUAAGACUUCCCACAGUCUGAACCUCAGUCCUGCAUCUCAUCGAUAUUUUCAUAUCUCGAUUUUAUCUCUCUCAACGUCUUUGUCUCUGGCUCUGCGAUUCUCAAUCAUGUCAGAAAACAGAUAACCUUUCGUCCGUCGAGUGCAGAUUUGUUUGUGUAAUGUACCCUUUCAGCUGUUUUUUUUUACUCGCGCCACUUCAUCUCGCUCCAUCCAUUCCGGGCUUUUGUCCAGCUCUCUGAAGUUUAGUAUCUUGGCAGCUCCAAAUCAUUAAUCUUUCCUGUCCAGCUGUUGUCAAAACCUUCCUUUUAAGAUGUAUAAAUGCAGUAUCUUUCGCCUUAUUGGGUUGUUCUGAAGCAGAUUGUUUGCUGUAUUGUAAUAUAUCAGUCAUUUGGCGAUCGAUCAGCCUUCCUGGAAGCCACCCAGUCCCCCCUCCGGGCCCUAGAGGGGGGCUGCUAGACAUCCAUUUAGCCUUUUCUCUUGUUCAUAAUGGAAAAAAUCUUUUGCAAACAGCUGCACUGUAUAUUAUCCAAAAUAUUGUCUCAAACCGUUGUAGUCAGCCAACAAUUAAUUCCUAUUUCUCUUAAUCAGGGAGGGAUUUCAAAUUUUCGGUAACUACGUAAUAGGGGAGCGCCAUUUUAAUCUUUUGUUCUCCUCUUUAACAAACAUUUCUAGUCUUUAAAAAAAAAAAAAGCUGUGCAUGAGUCCCAAUUGUAAAUAGAAUUCCUUCUGCACUCAUUUUUUUUUAGAACAAUUUAAGUUCUUAAUGAGGCUUGACAUGAAAAACCAAUUGUUGAUCUUAAGAAAGGAGAAGAAGAAAAGCAUACCACUCACCUCUGCAAUCCACACACCAUGAUGAGGAUCUCUUUGAAGUCUGAGCUCGUACACCAGAGACAGCAUUCUGCAGGGGUUUUUUUACCAGCUUCUUCGAUUCAGACCAUGUCUGUUUGUUUUUCAAAUCUAUUUUUAUUCCCAAACAGAUGUGUCUGGCUAUAGGAGUGACAUCGGAGAGUGCCAGCCGUGACCGUGCUCUUUGACCCCGUGUCCUGUUGGCUGCACCUUAGUGCACCCUGGCAAUCUCGGACAAUCCAUGGGUCUUUGAGACAGUUCUCCCCUACCCUGGGGAGGCUGCCACGGCUAAUUAACCCCAUAUCAGCCCUGAAUUAUCGGCACAGCUGGGGUCCAAUCUUGUGGGAGUCAGCCAUUUCCCACCGCCGGAAACAGGAAGUCCUCUUAGCAUAUAAUUUCUUUAUGAAUGAAUAAUCUUUCAAUAACAUACUAAUAUUUAAAAAAUAUUUUUUUUUUCAUUGCAGGGGGUGAUGAAAUGGAAAUUAAUAACAAGGGGGACCAAGAAAGAAUCCACACCGUAGAGAAGCCAUAUAAAUACUCAGAUUGUCAAGAUAACUUUAGUCAGAGCUCCCAGACCACUUCUCAUCAAAUAAAUCCCAUUACGAAUAAACCCUAUCAGUGCUUGGAAUGUGGAAAAAAUUUCAUUAAGAGCAUUCAUCUCACUUCCCAUCAAAGAAUACAUACAGGGGAGAAACCUUAUCAGUGCUUGGAAUGUGGAAAGAGUUUCCGUCUGAGUAGUCAUCUUACUUCCCAUCAAAGAAUUCAUACAGGGGAGAAACCCUAUCGGUGCCUGGAAUGUGGAAAAAACUUCACUCAGAGCAUUCAUCUCACUUACCAUCAAAGAAUACAUACAGGGGAGAAACCUUAUCAGUGCUUGGAAUGUGGAAAGAGCUUCAGUCGGAGCACCUCUCUCUCUUACCAUCAAAGAAUUCAUACAGGGGAGAAACUCUAUCAGUGCUUGGAAUGUGGAAAAAACUUCACUCAGAGCAUUCAUCUCUCUUACCAUCAAAGAAUUCAUACAGGGGAGAAACUCUAUCAGUGCUUGGAAUGUGGAAAAAACUUCACUCAGAGCAUUCAUCUCACUUACCAUCAAAGAAAUCAUACAGGGGAGAAACCUUAUCAGUGUUUAGAAUGUGGAAAGAGCUUCAGUCACAAAACCAGUCUUCCUUCCCAUCAAAAAAUUCAUACAGGGGAGAAACCUUUUCAGUGCUUGCAGUGUGGGAAGACUUUCAGAAAGAGCUCAGAUCUCACUUCUCAUCAAAGAAUUCAUACAGGGGAGAAACCCUAUCAGUGCUUGGAAUGUGGAAAGAGCUUUAGUCAACGUUCACAUCUCACUUCCCAUAAAAGAAUUCAUACAGGGGAGAAACCCUAUCAGUGCUUGGAAUGUGGAAAGAGUUUCUGUCUGAAUGGUCAACUCACUUCCCAUCAAAGAAUUCAUACAGGGGAGAAACCCUAUCAGUGCUUGGAAUGUGGAAAGACCUUCCGUCACAGUAGCCCUCUCUCUUAUCAUCAAAGAGUUCAUACAGGACAGAAACCCUAUCAGUGCUUAUAA
Messenger RNA from Podarcis lilfordi (Lilford's wall lizard), 5211 nucleotides. The record is from the annotation of a GenBank genome assembly. NCBI's taxonomy places the organism in Eukaryota, Metazoa, Chordata, Lepidosauria, Squamata, Lacertidae.